Molecule: messenger RNA, 1529 nt
Organism: Exophiala mesophila
Lineage: Eukaryota; Fungi; Ascomycota; Eurotiomycetes; Chaetothyriales; Herpotrichiellaceae
Exons: 4
Coding region: 13-1254 (413 amino acids)
Molecular function (GO): oxidoreductase activity, acting on the CH-OH group of donors, NAD or NADP as acceptor
Source: RefSeq, a predicted model, not a curated record
GUCCUAUCACUCAUGGCCCGGUUUGGUCGUUUAGUAUGUCGUCGCCUGGCUUCAGCUCGACCAAGCACAAUAUGUCUUCCUCGGCAGUUUUCAUCUCAAGUUGGAUUGCGACAACACGAUGACCGAUCGACCUCACGGGGCCCAAAAGCAUCGCACAAGGAGGUCGAUUCAGAAGACAUCGAUUUUGAUGAACUCGACGCGGAAUAUGUGCCUCCCAUUAAAUCAGUAUAUCCUAAGACCUCUCGCGAGGCGAGCAUACACUCGCUCAAUGUAGACCGUCUCAAGUUUAUGCUGCCUUCGAAUGAUGCAGAUGAAAAGGGAAUUCUUCACCACUUGUACGAUGCCGAUUUUGAAACCAAGCUUCGAUUCUACAAUAUCACGAAUGUGGACCGGGUCAGAGAGAUGCAAACGAGUUCUGCCACCGGAGAACCAUACGGAGAACUCACGGUAUUAUUGACCGGUGGCAUGUCAGCAAUUUCCUUAGCCGUCGCAAAUGAACUUCUUUCUGGUGGAGUUCGUCACCUCAUCCUCGGCACGAGUUCCGCCAAAGAAGGCAUCGCCGCCAUCCAGUCUCUACUAGGGCGGUGGAAACGGAAAACCCUUCCCAUCUCUUACUACUGUUACAACGACAAGACCGGGGAACACCUUUUCUUGGACGACCUGGACCACAACGUUCUAAUCAAUUGUUCCGAUGUCAGCGGGACGCUGCCCUUCCUGUUGGAAACUUUGCAAUCUGUAAAGGAGCAAUGGCAGACCAACUAUCACCUGCCGCUCCACCUAAUCAGAGCCAUGAUGCGAGCCUAUCAGAAAAAGGCGAGAUUGCUCAACGCCGAAAAGUCGAGGACCGGAUCUUCAUUACAACCGAAAACGCGCCCUACCAAGUCAUGGUGUGUGGUCAAUGUUUCAUCUAUAUUGGCCAGCCACGGCGGCGCAGGCUCCGCUCAGUAUGCCGCCUCUAAAGCCGCCCUGAAUGCUUUCACGCGUGUCAUGACUGUCGAGUGUAGAAAUCUCUGGGCCCGGUAUGAUAAGGUGCUUCCUCCCAUCAGGAUGAAUGCCGUCUUGCCCGGUUACAUGAAUACCAGAGAACUGGCGACUCAAUACUCACGAACUAAACGGGACAAAAUGAAGGACCGAGUUCCCCUCCAAAGACUCGGAGAGUGUCAUGAAGUGGCCCACGCCGUGGGCUUCCUUCUCCAAAACGAGUACGCAAACAAUUGUGUCCUCAACCUGGACGGAGGUCUCAGCGCGAUUUGACCCCGGUCGCGUCGUCGCUAAUGCUGUCGCCUUCAGCUCACCAUUUGUGACUUAUUCCCACAUCCCACCUGAGCGUCACGCCAGAACCAUCUCGUCGAUCCUGGUCCUAUGGCUCCAUCAAUCCUCCACUUAAGAGAUUGUGUUUCGUCCGUAUAGAGCACGAUCUGGCAUCAUGUAUACUAUCCAAGCAAUGACUAUAAUUGUCACGACACCAUACUUACUUUUGGUUCAAGUCUGGCAUUGACAUGUGUAUAAUUUGACAAAACUCUACCCCC